Messenger RNA from Serpula lacrymans var. lacrymans S7.9, 496 nucleotides. RefSeq lists its product as uncharacterized. Bases 213 to 407 code for a protein of 64 amino acids. The record is from RefSeq and is a predicted model, not a curated record. The transcript has 2 exons. NCBI's taxonomy places the organism in Eukaryota, Fungi, Basidiomycota, Agaricomycetes, Boletales, Serpulaceae.
UUCUUUAAUAUAGUUCUAUGAGUAACGUCUAGCAGAAGGUAUACCCGGUUGACGUCGCACCUAGGAUAGACGGAUGGCGAAGUUUUCCGAGAGCAGCGCCCUUACACAAAUACUUCUAAGAGCCAACACACCAGUGUAGUUUUAGGAAGCACAUUACCUCUGCCUUCAAGACCUCCAACGUUCUCUCUUUCGCAAGCGGACUCAAACGAUCCAUGUCCGGUCCUCGUUUGUCGAAACUCCAGACAGAAACGCGCUUGUUCGUGACUUUAUGCGUAGCUACCUGCACCCGCCACAAGCCUACGUUUACAGAUGGUAAUCCUGCCAUUGGCAGUGGACUUGAAGAUCCCGAAGGACCAGGCGUUGAUGAUCUGCUUCCAUUUGAGGUUGUUCCAAUGUUGUAUGACUGAGAAAUGGCGGUGCGAGCAAAAAAGGAGGUAGCAGCUGCGAACAUGCUGUUCUAAACCCUUUGCCUGUUGUCCAGAUAAUUUGUUUCCGC